AUGGAAAAGCUUUCUGUGCAUGACCCGAUUUGGGCCAUGGCCAACGCGCGCGACAUCCGCAGUUGGAACGCUCUCACGAUAGUCUCCGACUCCAAGGUGCGGACCCGGGAGCUGUCCCGUCUCUCUGGGACUGUCGAUCCUGGAAAUGUCCCAACCGCGUGCCUCGCGAGCUUCGGUCGCUCGCCGCCCACCGAAGCUAAGACUCGGUGGUUGAUCGACCCUUUCAUCCUCCACGUAUACGCGGCUGUCACUUCUGAUCUCACCAAUGCGCAACCUUUGAAUGUUCAAUGCGAGAGGGGCUAUUCUUUCGGCCCGGUCAAAGUCAAUGGUAAGCGGGUUAUUUUCUCCGGAAGAAUGGAUUACAGUAUUUGGUAUGGUGAGACCGAGCUCCUGUGCCUGAACGUCCUCGUUGUUGAGGCUAAGGAUGGACCCAAGUCCGGUCAUGCACUCCCCCAACUCCUGGGAUAUAUGGGGUGUAUCCACCGGGAACGCAAGAAUUCCGGGAGGCGCAACUGCGGCGUAUACGGGAUGGUGUACAAUGAGGAUGUUUGGCAUUUUUUGAAGAUUAGCCACGACUCGAAGUGGUCGGAAUUAGCUGUUGGUGGUCGUGCUCUGGAGCGGUCCUUUGUAUUGCUGGUGUGGAUGCUCCGGAUGGCAGCUGCCAUCUCCCCAGCCCACUCAACCGUGAUAUCGGCGGAAAUUUCCAGGGCAAUGGGCCACGAAGAGAUGAAUAUUGAUUCCUUCCUGUGA
This is a messenger RNA of Penicillium bovifimosum, 750 nucleotides long. RefSeq lists its product as uncharacterized. Lineage: Eukaryota; Fungi; Ascomycota; Eurotiomycetes; Eurotiales; Aspergillaceae. The coding region runs from base 1 to 750 and encodes 249 amino acids. The record is from RefSeq and is a predicted model, not a curated record. The transcript is spliced from 6 exons.